Anopheles stephensi (Asian malaria mosquito) is the source of this 3146-nucleotide messenger RNA. RefSeq names its product metal cation symporter ZIP14 (gene Zip71B). The transcript has 5 exons. Lineage: Eukaryota; Metazoa; Arthropoda; Insecta; Diptera; Culicidae. Gene Ontology annotation, molecular function: zinc ion transmembrane transporter activity. Gene Ontology annotation, biological process: zinc ion import across plasma membrane; intracellular zinc ion homeostasis. The coding region runs from base 870 to 2990 and encodes 706 amino acids. The record is from RefSeq and is a predicted model, not a curated record. Gene Ontology annotation, cellular component: membrane.
CAGUCGCUCCGUCUAGCUCGCAGUUGCAAUAAUGUCGUCGGUCUGAUCGCAACGCAUCGGACAAGUUGGCGAGAGCAGCCGCGUGUGAGUCGCUGUCGUUUGGUGCUCUGUAGCUAAGGGUUGUACAUCCGACCCGGUCUUAACGUACUCAAGCCACCUGGUGACAUUUAUUUGAGCUUUAGGAGGCUCACGAAAAGGGUCGCUCCCUGCUACCGUGUGUAGCCAGAGAGGAGGGCGAACGCUAACCACUUGACGCGGCGGGUUGGGCGAUUUAUUUGUUUAUAUCAAUAAUCUCGCGGUUCGGAAGUGGGUUGCUCCAAAAAGGGAGAAGAGAGUGUGUUUGUGUCUGUGUCUGUGUCUAUGUGUGUGACCCCACUGUGCUAAAGUGCCUGUACUACAAGCGUCAGUACCAGUACGCUUCACGCUUUGUGACGGGCGUCCGGAAGUAGUGAGGCAUAAAAUAUCAUUACACAAAGCAGUACAGCAACAGCAAAAAACAAGCAUCCAUUCAGGAAGCGGGCCCUGAAGAGACAACCAAAUUUGUCAACUUCAUUAUAAAGCGGCUCGGCCCACAGGUGUACGGUGUACUGUUUUUGUUUUGGUGCUGGAAAUAAAAACCCCCCUGAGGGAACGCUCGCUGGUGGUGUGUGGAUAGAAAGUGAACGGAAAAACGAGUCAUACGCUGAGGUAAAUGUUUCGGAGUGGGAGUGCUGUUUAAGGGAGUGCCGAAGAGUGCGUGAGAGUAGCAAAGUAUUUUCACGACUCUAAGAAGUGACGAGAAUCGCUGGUGCGUGCGUGCGAAGCGUCUUUUUUGCAACAGGUUGCAUACCUUUAGGCUGAGAGCGAGCGAGCGAGCGGCAAGCGACAGAAUGGCGUCGUUACAGAAGUUCUUGCGAUCGUGUCUCGCCGUGCUGUUCGUCGUGUCGGUAAGCCUUGCGGGCGGUGAGACGAGUGACGCCACGGUGACGGAGAGGGAGCCACCGGUCAAAAGCUCGUCAAUGCCACCGCCGGCGGUAAUGCCGCCAGAGUACAACGAAAACAAGUUUCUGAAAUAUCUGUUCAACAAGUACGGCAGCAAGGGAGUGAUCUCGUUCGAGGGUUUGGAGCAUCUGAUGCACAGCCUCGGGCUCGGCGGGCUGUAUUUCACCGGUUCGCACUCGCUGAAGGAGCAUCGCCCGGAUGGGUACGAUUUCAGGGACUAUGAUAUAUAUGACGGCGUGAGUCAACACGACCACAACCACCAUCAUGACGACGAUGGGGACGGUGAUGCUUCGACACCGGAACCACCGGUGAUAACGUACGCAAACGCUAAAGUGAGCACCGGCGGUGGCGAUCAACGGCCCCGGACAUCUGCGGACCAUCACCAUAAUCAUGCCGACCUGCCACACGAGCCACAAGGACAGGUGCUCACCACAGCUUCCUCAUCCGGUGCCGUAAACCGUGAUGAUCGCGGGUCUUCGGCAAACACUACCGACGCGGGCAGUGUACAGCCACGAUCUGUCAGCACGGUAGUGCAGGAUAGGAGCACGUCCGAUGAAGAGAAUGAUCACGUGUGGCAGGAACUUAUCUUCAAAGACAUGCACGAUCCGAGGCAUCGUCAUCCGCGGAACAAAAACGUGCCAUUCUGCUUAUCACCCAUGUCCAUCGUUCACCUGGUGAUGGAGGAACCGCUGCUUGCCAGACAUCACAACUUGCGCAAGGCAAGAUCGCUGCCCCACAGCCAUGCGGCUCACGACUCACACACGGAGGAUGAGAUCGAUCCCGAUGCGCGCAUCGAAAUCACGCCGUCCGAGUUUAAGGAUCUUUGUCCAGCGUUCCUGGUGCAGCUAGAUCAGCGGGCCUGCUCCCAGAAGCUUCAGAAGGAAAGCAAUCCCCAUCGGGAGAAGAAAACGUUUUCGCAAGCAUGGAUCUACGCCACCGCCUGUGUGCUGAUCAUUUCGCUGUGCGGUUUGGUCGGUGUCGCAAUGGUCCCGCUCGCUAAAUCCAUCGCGUACGAUGAUAUAUUGCGAUUCCUAAUCGCGCUAGGCGUCGGUACACUUUGCGGGGAUGCACUGAUGCAUCUGCUGCCCCAUGCACUGCUCCCGCACGGUGACGACGGUGGUGAGCAUCAUCACGAUGCGCACGACCACGGUGCGGACGCCGAGCUCGAUCACCACGGGCAUGAGCAUCAUUCGGCGGAAACGCGAGCCAUGUGGUUGUGCCUGUGUGCCUUCGGUACGGCGUUCUUUAUGUACAGUUUGGAGAUGAUAUUACCGCUAUUCCGCGACGGGGAGGAUGCCCACUCACACCAUGGGCAUUCACACGCGCCAAGCUCGAAUCGAGUUGAGCCGAAAACGGUUCCGUCUCACACCGCUAGCAACAAUCAGCACUCGCACUCGGGCAAUCAUCAUCAUCACCAUCAUCACAACCACCGGGGUGAUGACAUCGAGUUGGAUAUGACGGACGGUGGUGCGAAAGAUAAGGAAGCGAAAACGAUGCUCCAAAAGAAGACGGUCCGCAAACCGAUGGCGGCGGUAGCGUUUAUGGUUAUAUUAGGCGAUGGACUGCACAACAUCACGGACGGUUUGGCGAUCGGGGCAGCGUUCGCGGUGGAUCCUGUAACGGGGCUUGCCACCUCGUUCGCUAUCCUCUGCCACGAGCUGCCCCACGAGCUAGGUGACUUUGCACUGCUGCUUCAAACCGGUGUCAGUAUUAGGAGAGCUAUCUUCCUCAAUAUCGUAUCUUCCGUGCUUAGCUUCGUUGGCAUGGCCCUCGGAUUGUUGCUGACGGGACUGCACGAAUCGGUCGUCAGCUGGAUCUAUGCGGGAACGGCUGGCACCUUCCUGUACAUAGCGCUGUCCGAUCUGGUGCCGGAGAUGCGCAACGAUGUAGCUAAAAGCGAGCAAAAGCUGAAGGUGAUUCUGAUCCAGCUAACCGGGCUAGCGCUGGGAGCUAUCAUUAUGCUGUUGAUCGCGUUGAACGAGACAGGACUGCGGGCGCUGUUUGAUUAGAGCAGGCGCGCCGUAGAGUAAGAUUCAGUAUUGUACAUAACGUUAGAACAAAAUAGAUUGUACUUUUUUAUACAUUAGUGAAAGAAGCUUGGUGGGGAUGUUUUUGGAGGAAAUUUGAUCGAAAUACAAGAAAAACCCGAUUCUAUAUCACUCAAA